Molecule: messenger RNA, 4105 nt
Organism: Puntigrus tetrazona (Sumatra barb)
Lineage: Eukaryota; Metazoa; Chordata; Actinopteri; Cypriniformes; Cyprinidae
Gene: adpgk
Product: ADP-dependent glucokinase
Exons: 8
Coding region: 283-1785 (500 amino acids)
Biological process (GO): glucose metabolic process
Cellular component (GO): endoplasmic reticulum
Molecular function (GO): ADP-specific glucokinase activity
Source: RefSeq, a predicted model, not a curated record
CGAGGUCUCAGUCGAAUUAAUUUAUGCGUUUUGUAACAUAAACGACCUCUUUGUUUUAUUUUAUUCGUAAUUCUGUCCCCGAGCCCAGCGGGAUUUGAUUUGAAUACGUACUAUCGGUUGGCCUCAGGACAGAGUGGAGCGGCUAGUCACUAAGUGAGAGACUUCCCCUUUAACCAAGAAGGGUGACACAACUCAACUUCAGCACAUACACACUUUCUUUCGUGUCGUCUGAGGUUAACAUCUGCCAGGUUUUGUGUGUGUGUGUGUGUGUGUGUCGAGGUCAUGUGGAGGAAGGCCGUGCUGGUGGCGCUGUUGGCGUUAGGGAUGGGGUAUCUGUACCACACUGACCCGGAGCUGCCGGCCCGCGUGCUCAACUACGUCAGCGAAUCCCUGCCACAGAUGGAGAUGAGUGGCGGCUCGGAGCCCCGCCCACCGACGCUGGAGGAGGCCAUCGCACGCGCCUGGCAGACCCUCAUCACGGCUCCGGCCCGCCGCUGGGCGAGAGUGGCAGUGGGGGUGAACGCCUGUGUGGAUGUGGUGGUGUCCGGGGUGGGGCUUCUGCAGGCGCUCGCUCUCGAACCCGGAUCCGGCAGAGACCACGAGGUGCUACGCAGCAAAGAGGACCUGAAAGAGGCCUUCAUCCACUACAUGGGGAAGGGCGCCGCCGCGGAGCGCUUCUUCUCAGAUAAGGAGGUUUUUCAAAGGAUCGCACGGGCGGCUGCAGAAUAUCCCGGGGCUCAGCUUUAUGUGGGUGGAAAUGCUGCUCUUAUUGGCCAGAAACUGGCGUCUAACCCAGAACUUGUAGUCCUCUUAUGUGGUCCGGUGGGGCCGAAGCUUCACGAUAUGCUGGAUGAACAGAUCGUGGUCCCACCAGAAUCUCUGCAGGAGAUGGAUGAGUUCCACCUCAUCCUGGAGUACAAGUCAGGCGAACAGUGGGGUUCCUCAAGAGCUCCUCAGGCUAACCGCUUUAUCCUGUCCCAUGACGUGUCCAACGGUGAAAUGAGCACGCUGGAGACGUUCGUGACCAGUCUGGAGGAGUUCCAGCCGGACCUGGUGGUUCUGUCCGGACUGCAUAUGAUGGAAGGAAUGGGCCGGGAUCUCUGGGAGGAACGACUGAAAGAGGUGGUGGUUGCCAUCUCAGACGUGAGGAACGAGGUGCCCAUCCACCUUGAGCUGGCCAGUAUGACAGACAGAGACUACAUGAACCAGAUCCUGCAGGAGCAGGUCUUGCCCAUCGUGAACUCCAUCGGUCUGAACGAACAGGAGCUGCUGUUUCUGACUCAGUCCGGAGGCGGGCCUCACGCUGACCUCGCGUCCUGGGACGGGAUACCCGACGUGGGCCGCGUCAGCGACAUCCUGCUGUGGGUCCUGGAGCAGCACGGCCGGGCCGACCCGGAAUCCGAAGCCGACCUGACCCGGAUCCACUUCCACACGCUGGCGUACCACGUCCUGGCUACGGUGGACGGUCACUGGGGGAACCAGGAGGCGGCGGUGUCCGCGGGAGCCCGUGUGGCCAGCAGUCAAGCAUGCGGCCUGCAAGCGGUGGACAUCACCAAGGUGGCGCUCAAGGCACCGCUGAACUUCUACAGCUCCUUCUCGGAGCCGAGGGAGAGCCUCGCGGUGGAGCCGAGCCGGCCGGUCACCGCGUGGCGCAGAGGAAACGUUUCCUUCCAUCUCACGCCGGUCCUGGUGUGCAAACAGCCUCUUAGGACUGUGGGAUUGGGCGACGCCAUUUCCGCCGAAGGACUUCUGUUUUCAGAGGUCACGCCUCGGCCCGAGCUCUGAGAGACGCCUCUCGUCCAUCCUUUUGAAGACACGUCCUCGUCGUUCGAUCCUGAAGCUGGAGAAACUGACUCGCGGGGCAUCAGACGACAGGAUGUUUUCCAGAGCAAAACCAGUUUGAGAUGCAGGGCACUGUUCUUUUGUUAUUGCUACUUUUGUCUAAAAUCACUUUGUGAAAGACGGCACUGAACGUAACGACGUGAGCCAGCCUCCGCCUUCUUUUUUUUUUUGUUUGUUUUAAGGUUAAUUUAGCCAAAGAUGGACGUUCGGUCAUCGUUUGCUCACCUUUAAACCUAAGCAACCUUAGUUAUUACAUUAGAAAUAGUCCAGAAGUCGUAAAUGAUGAUGGAAUUUUUAUUUUUGGAAGAACUACUAACUUUUUAAAACCAUAAUAAGAGGAGAUCACACUCUGGUUAACAGGAGAGCGAGACCUGCGGCUGCUAUUGGGACGAAAGCUAACGAUAAAACGAUUUUAGAGUCUUAAACGUCUCAAAACUACGUCGUAUUCCCAAACACUCCUUUAUUUGCUUUAUGAAUGUUAAUAAGUAGCAUAACCAUCAGGUUUAUCCAGGAACAUGGAGCAUGUUUCUUCGGAAGAAUGACAAAUAAAAAAAGUUAGCGAAUUUAUCUCACAAUUUUUACUUUUUUUUUGCAAUUGUGACACAUCUGGCAACUUGCAGCGUUCUCUGAAAUGCGAGAUGUUUUUCUCACAGUUCAGCCGUUUUUUUCUUUUUCUCUGAAUUGUGAGAAUUUUAAUAAACUUUGUGAACGAUUACGAGUACGGCAAGAACUGUGAAAUAAAAACAUGCAAUUCUGAGGGGGGAAAAAAAAAGUCAGUAUUGCACAUUUUUAUAUCACAGUUGUAACUUUUUCUGCAAACUCACAAUUCUGACUUUUUUUACUCUGAAUUGCAAGAAAUGUCCGAAUUUUGAUAAGAACUUGCAACUGCGAGCUAUACAGCGAGAAUUGUGAAAUGUAAACUUUUUUUCAAUUCUGACUUUUUAUUUCGCAAUCGAGUUCACAUCUUGCAAUUCUGUGAAAUAAAUAAAAAAAAGCUUGUUUUUAUCUCUCAAUUGUGACGCUACAUCUCGCCAUUAAAAGUCAGAAUUGCGAAAAUAGGUCAAAUUUGUGAGAUAAAAAGUUAUUACAUUUUUCCUUUAUCCGGUGCUUUCUUUUAUUCUCUAAGUUCUCUUUACAUAAUUAAAUGAAGCUUAAGGAAUUAAAGCAGCGACCCCAGGAUCAGUCGAAAUAAUUCCUAAAUAUUAGUUUAUAGUUAAUAGUUUAGAUCGCCAGCCAUGAUUCAGCGCACAUAUUAUUAAUUAUUCUCGUCUUAAUCUUAACGUUCUUCAGGGUGGGAAUCUAGCUGUAGGUUUUUGUAAAUUGGAGCCAGCAUCAUUUGUAUAUAUGAGAAACCCUAACUAUUUUCCACUCAUUCUGGUUUGAUCUGUAUGUAUUUUAGGUGGCGUUAAUGACGACUGUUGUGAUUUCUGAUGCUUCCUGUUUCAAGUUUCCACACAACGAAUGGGUGUCAUUUAUUCUUAUUAGCCGUGAAGUUCAGGCUUUCUUACCAUCCAAACGCCUCUGACGUAUGAUUUUUAAUGUUUUAUUGGGGACGCACUAAUUAAUCUCGAUAUGUGAAUUCUCAUUUGUCUUAAACCAGCCUUAAAAUUUAAAAAAAACCCAUUUGAGGCUUUUUAAUGAAUGCGGUUUUGAGAACUUUGAGCAGUGUUUGUAUGAACCGAAUGGUUUUAUGAACCGUUUACACAAUUGUUUGUUGUAUGAAUAAGGCAAGAUGUUUAAAUCAGUAGCUGGGUGAAACGCCUCGGAUCGUGAACCUGUAUUAUUAUUAUUUUUUUUGCUGUAUUUCUGUUACACUCCAUAUUGAUGCUGUUAGUUUCUCAAACCAACAAAAGAGUUGACUUAACAUCAGAACCUUGAAAAGAAAAAAAUCAUUCCUACACUGUUUAGAAUUGAAAUCAUGGUAAAAUCAUGAUUGGAGUGUAAGGUUUUACUCCGUCACGUGAACCGGCUGCUACUGGAGUAAAUGGACCUUCUUCAGUCCGUGCAGAGAUACUUGAAGGUUUUCUUUAAAUGCAGCAAAUGUUGAGUCUGGGUGUGAGAAACUAACAGAAAGUUCAUGCAACUUUUAGACUUGUAUCACAUGUUUUAGGGUUGUAGUUUGCACAAGUGAUUAUGCAACAAAGUCUUUAAGAGUUACUGGGCAAAACGUCCUUCAAUCAUAAACGUUGAGACUAGAAAUAUUAGCUCUGUUAACUUGAGUAUGGAAUAUUUUUAUAUAAAUAAAACACUUCUAUACCGGGUA